Messenger RNA from Pseudonaja textilis, 3496 nucleotides. RefSeq lists its product as uncharacterized. Gene Ontology annotation, biological process: regulation of transcription by RNA polymerase II. Gene Ontology annotation, molecular function: RNA polymerase II cis-regulatory region sequence-specific DNA binding; DNA-binding transcription factor activity, RNA polymerase II-specific. Lineage: Eukaryota; Metazoa; Chordata; Lepidosauria; Squamata; Elapidae. The record is from RefSeq and is a predicted model, not a curated record.
AUGGGGGGGCCGGCAGCCUCUGCCUUCUUCGCCAUAAUUCCGAGCUCUUCCUCGGUCGUUAAACGGAUCCCACUUUCUUUCUUUGGCAAACGGAACUCCUCGCGCCCUCUCCUUGUCCUGGCGCCCCCCAGAGUAUCGGGCUCAGCAUUCCGCCGAGGGGGCUCCCACCCGACGCUGCAGACCUGGACAGAGUUAAAAGCACGGAAAGGAAUUCCUAGAGCGGAAGGAACGAAGGUCCUCCCGCAACCAGGGCGUCUUUCGGGUCGCAACGGCCGCUCUGGCUGCUGUCGCCUCUGCGGGGACCCGGCGGACGCCUUGUUGGCGACCGAUUUGGGCGGAGAUCGACUCGGGGAUCCCCGGGAGAAGAGCAGGGAGGCACCCUGGGAUAAUUCGUCGCCUUCGGAGCUUCUACAGCCGCCGCCUCCAGAGUUUGGACCAGAAGACCUCCAAGGAGAUGGAGUGAUUUGUGAAAAACAGCUUCAGCCUCUUGAGAUUGUAGGUGGAGGGAAAAUGGCUGCUCUGCAUUGGGAUCAGAGGCUCUUCACCUUAGAGGACAUGGCUGUGCAUUUCACCGAGGAAGAAUGGGCGCUGCUGGAGCCUGACCAGAAAGCUCUGCACCGAGAGGUCAUGGAGGAGAUCAAUGGGAUUUUGGCCACUCUUGGUGACGAGUGGAGAAUCAUGGAUAAAAGAAAACCAAGUACAAACCCAAGAUUUCACCAAGAAAGGAAGCCGUACGAAUGCUCAGAGUGUGGAAAGGCCUUCAGGACGGAGACAAAUCUUACCACGCACAAAACAACACACAUAGCUGACAACCGGCACAAAUGCUUGGAAUGCAGAAAGACUUUCACCCAAAGUGCACAACUGAGCAGGCAUCAAAACACUCACAUGGGGGAAAAACCAUAUAAAUACCCGGAUUGUGGGAAAAGCUUCAUUUGGAAGACAAAUUUAGAGAGGCACCAGAGGACCCACAUGGGGGAAAAGCCCUUUAAAUGCUUGGAAUGUGGGAAAAGGUUCGUCGAGAGUUCGGCCCUGAUUACGCACCAAAUGAUUCAUAUGGAGGAGAAACCGUACAAAUGUUUGGAAUGUGGGAAGUGCUUCAUGUCGAAUACGCACCUGAAUGUCCAUCAGAGAAUCCACACAGGGGACAAACCAUACACAUGUUUAGAAUGUGGAAGGAGCUUCAGCGAGAGCAGCAAUAUCGCUUCCCAUCGCAGGACACAUAGUGGGGAGAAACCGUCCAAAUGUUUGGAAUGCGGAAAGUGUUUCAGUUCAGAGAGACACCUCGGUGUCCAUCAAAGAACCCACACAGGCGAGAAACCCUACCAAUGUGCGGAGUGCAGCAAAUGUUUUACUCGCAGUUCUGACCUUACCAAACACCGAAAAAUUCACACGGGGGAGAAGCCGCCUGCGUGCCCCACGUGUAGAAAGUGUUUCACUUGCAGUUCGGAUCUCCUGAAGCACAAAAAGACUCACACCGUCGAGAAGCCUCAUAAGUGCUCCGAGUGCGGUAUAGGCUUUGCUCGUAGCUCGGACCUAAUCAAGCAUAAAAAAAUCCACACGGGAGAGAAGCCCCAUCAGUGUUUGGAAUGUGGGAAGGGCUUCAUCACGAGGACCAAACUGAGCCUGCACAAGCGAAACCACACAGGGGAGAGGCCGUUUCCCUGCCUGGAGUGCGGCAAAUGUUUUAUUCAAGUCGCUCAGCUAAACCGGCAUCAAAAAACUCACACAGGAGAGAGGCCAUACAAAUGCUUAGAAUGCGGCCAAAGCUUUGUGCAGAGUUCUUCUCUUACCACCCACCAGAUCACUCACACGGGGGAGAAACCCUUCAAAUGCUCGGCGUGUGAAAAGUGCUUCAGUUCGAGCACCCACUUACGGAGGCACGAAAGGACACACUCGGGAGAAAAGCCACAUCGGUGCUCGGACUGUGGCAAGUGCUACAGCGAGCAGGCUGAACUAAGCCGGCAUCAGAGAUCACACAGCGGGAAGAAGCCGUAUCAAUGCCUGGAAUGCGGGAAAAGCUUCACACAGAGUUCUUCUCUGAUUACCCAUCAGAUCACUCACACGGGAGAGAGACCCUAUAAGUGUCUGGAAUGCACGAAGUGUUUCAAUUCAAACACACACUUGCGCAGGCACCAACGAACCCAUACGGGGGAAAGGCCCUACAAAUGCGCAGAAUGCGGAAAGUGCUUCGCUUCCAACUCCCACCUCUGUCGCCACGAGCGAACCCACACCAGGGAGAGACCGUUCAAAUGCCCGAAGUGCGGGAAGAGUUUCAAUGUGAGCAGCAACCUCACUUCUCACCAGAGGAUUCACACGGGCGAGAGGCGCUACAAAUGCGCGGAGUGCGGGAAGGGCUUCCUUCGCAGCUCUCACCUGAUCAUACACGAGAGGAUUCACCGGGGAGAGAAGCCAUAUAAAUGCUCAGAGUGCGGGAAGUGCUUCAUCACGAAGAUCAACCUCAGCACCCAUGAAAAAAAUCACACGGGGGAGAAAUCGUACAAAUGCCUGGAGUGUGGGAAGUGUUUCAAUUGGAAUGCCCACCUCAGUACCCACCAGAGAACUCACACGGGAGAGAGGCCUUACAUGUGCUCGGUGUGCGGGAAAAGUUUCAGCGUGAGCAGUUCCCUCGUGACCCAUCAGAGAAUUCACACCGGGGAGAAGCCGUACAAGUGUUUGGAAUGUGGCAAGUGCUUCACUUCAAACACACACCUUCGCAGGCAUGAAAGAACUCACAUCAAAGAGCGGCCCGGUGCAUGCUGAUAAGUGGGGUAAGAGGAUAAACGAUAAUGUUCAGGAAUCACGAAAUUCCUACCAGGAAUAUAGAAAAGGCUCGACUCUCCAAUGGCUGUUUUAAAACUUCACAUGGUGGUACUGCCUAAAAAAAGAUCAAGUCUCUUUCAAAUUAAGCUCAAAGCUAUGGUUUUCCCUGCAGUAAUGUCUGGCUGUGCGGGUUGGAUGGUAAGGAAAGCUGAGUGCCAAAGAUUUGACGCUUUCAAAUUGUGGCAUUGGAGAAGACUCUUGGACUACAAGGAGAUCAAAUCGGUUGCUGUUGAAGGAAAUCAACCCUGGUUGUUAUUUGGAAGGACAGAUACUGAAGCCGAAGCUCAAAUACUUUGGCCGCUAAAUGAGAAGAGAGGACUUAUAAAUGAGAAGAGUGGGAAAGUGACAUUAGGAAAGACUGAAGACCAAAGAAGUAAAGGACAGCUGAGGAUGAGAUAGUUUGAUAGUGUCAUAAGGAAAGAAAUCAAAGAACAGAGAGCUCAGUGCUAUGACAUUUUAGCAGAUUGCAGAAUGGUGUGAAUAUACAAUGUCUUUGUUUUUGGCCUUUUGACAGUGAACCACACAAUAACAUGGUCAUUUGCAAGCUCGUUCAGCGUCGCCUGGAAAACCGACACGCUAUGCGACCUCAUAAAGAUAAUCCCAAAGGUGCUUUUUUGAGGAGACAACUGGACUUUCUGGUUUUUCUUUGAAGACCUUUCGCUUCUCAUCCAAGAAG